AUGCUUUUCAUGUUGUUGUCGUUGAGGAGGAGUCUUGAGAUAACAAAUGUCAUUUCCGGACAUUUGCAGGAAUAUAGGGUUCUGUCCGGAGUAAUGAUGAAGAUUGCAGUAGUUGGCGCGACUGGUCAAACCGGGGAGCAGCUGGUCAAUCAGGCUCUUCAGCAGGGACACUGCGUCACUGCCCUCGUCAGAAACCCGGCGAAACUGACGCUAACGCACGAGAACCUCAAGGUGGUUGAAGCAGACAUUUUCUCAGAAGACAGCUUGAAACUGCACUUCAAAGGUCAGGAUGCUGUCUUGUCCUGUCUUGGCUUUCCAAUCUCAUUUUUACAUGGAGUCACUGGCUACAGUCAGUCUAUGAAGGCAGCAUUGAAUGCUAUGCGUGAAGUCAAAGUCAAUCGAAUCAUCACCAUGACCUCGUGGUACACUGACCCAAAUUCAGGCUCCAAUUCUUCCUAUUUCAUCCGCUUCAUGUUGCUUCCCAUGAUCAGAAGUGUUCUGAACAACAUGUAUGAAAUGGAAAACCUUCUUAAGCAGACUGAAGACAUCAACUGGACUGUUGUCCGGCCGCCUGGUCUCAAGAAUACACCAACAACAGCCAAUGAGUUCCUCACUCAUGAAGGUUAUUAUGUCCCUGAUGAAAAUGGUGCGCCAAUCGGCCAGUCUGUGUCACGAGGAGAUGUGGCUCGUUUCAUGCUCUCUCUACUCAAUAACAAUGCUUGGAUGAAGAAAGCUGUUGCUAUCGCCACCAAAUGAGGAAAAAAUAUAUGAAAAAAAGCUUGUAAAAACAUUAAAAUGAAGUUGAAGAGCAAGGAAAUGACAAUACACUGCAUGUGCUCUUUUCUUCUCAAAUAUACUGUGUAUGAAAUGUGAAAUUACAUUUAAACAGCCGUAUUUGUAACAAAUAACUUCACUCAUUUAUAAUCAUUAACAAUAUCAAUAUCAAUGUUGAUUUCCUGCAUGACAAAAAAAAAACACAUCAAGCCUUAUUUCUUUUUGUGAUGUCCUUUCCAACAAUAUAUAACUGACAAAACAUUAUAAACAUCAUUAGGAAAAGUUUAUUGACUUGCUAUGCUAUAAUCCUGUAUAACAGAACGUCUGUUGUUAUUGAAUUUUAUAUUAUCAUUUUUUUUUUUACUUUUUUAUGUUCAUAUAUGUAUUACAUAUCUGUAGAUUUAUUUACAGUACACUACAUUCAGAUUUUACAGUUUAUAUGGAUUUUAUGCAGUUACACUACAUGAAUAAGUGGAUGCUCAGGUUAAAAUCAUGACUAUAUUUAAAUGUUAUACAAAAGGUAUUUAACAUUCAAAUAUAUGUUAAAUAGUACACCAGCACACUGAUUUUUGCCCACUAUUAACCAUAUAGUUGUAAUCUAAUGAACUACUUGCUGAAAUAGACUACAACAACAUAACACAAUAUAUUUAGAGAGAACCUGUAGUUCCUGACACAAACCACUAUAAGGCUUUCACUGUGCCCGAAGACACUGGGUUUGGUGAAGCAGCCAGUUCAGCAUGAACACACACAAAUCUGAUUUUUGGAAACAAAUACCUGUUGAAUGAUGACCUUUUCUGCUGUUAUUGCUGAAUGUUUGAUGUUGAGCAAGUGAAUUCAUUAAAUUGUCCUUUAAGAUGCAGUCUGCCAUUAACUUUAUGCAACUGAUGUCUUAUGACCACACGAGUGCAGUGUUGCACUGUUUUUAAUAAACCACUUGUAUACCCUGCCUGUACCUUGUGAGUAUAUGCAUCAAGGCCUACAUUAAAUGUCAUAAGUUAAUGGAGUAAAAAAUGACCAAUAAAAUUAAGAAAAUAA
Carassius auratus (goldfish) is the source of this 1809-nucleotide messenger RNA. RefSeq names its product flavin reductase (NADPH). Bases 1 to 756 code for a protein of 251 amino acids. The transcript has 5 exons. The record is from RefSeq and is a predicted model, not a curated record. NCBI's taxonomy places the organism in Eukaryota, Metazoa, Chordata, Actinopteri, Cypriniformes, Cyprinidae.